Trichobilharzia szidati is the source of this 7642-nucleotide messenger RNA. NCBI's taxonomy places the organism in Eukaryota, Metazoa, Platyhelminthes, Trematoda, Strigeidida, Schistosomatidae. The record is from the annotation of a GenBank genome assembly.
AUGCAGAGAUCUCACUUUAUUUAAAGUAUUAUUCCUAGUUAUAAACUGAGGAAGCUCCAUUUCACUUGUUACAACCAAUGACGUCGCAGAUGCGGCAGAUUUAAACGUAUUUACAAACUUUGGGGAGAGCAGAUGUCUCAUUCUCCAGGCGAUAAAGUGUUCGCUAAAAUAAAAGGAUUUUCCAACUGGCCUGCAAGGAUCAAUCCUUUGCCUCCUGAUGUUCAGAUACCUAAAGGAAAGUUGCCAAUAUUCUUCUACGGAACAUAUCAGGUAUCGUUUGUCCCUGUUAAGAACAUCGUUCCUUAUGAGAAAUUCAAGGAAAAAUGGGGGAAGCCCAAGUCGAACCCACAAUUCAUGGCAGCUCUAGAAGAAAUUGAAACCAACCCAGGCAUUUAUAUGCUAGGAGAGGAUCCUAGAGCCGAAAAGUUCCUGCUCCAGUUCUACGAAUUUAAGUCGAGUUCCCAAAAUAUCAGUUUGACUGACAAUUACAAGAGUAAUCUUCAUCAUGAGUUUACAAAGAGCGAAUCUUUGGACUCUGAUCAUGGUUCUGCUGAUACCAUUUGUUCGGCGGAAUCUGAAAGUCAUGAAGCAACAGCUGAUUUAGGAGGCGUAUCCACAAAUCAAGGCGAUGAGUGCAGUCGCAAGUACAAGCGUCACUGUUCUAGGAAAUCGCAAGUUGAUGAAGUACAGCAUUCAACUAACAGUAAUAAUCAACCUAGUAAUGGUCAAACAAACCAUCUAAGUGAUACUUCAAGUGAUAUUAGUUCAGAUCAUUCAAGAGGUAGUAGCUUAGAUCCACAUCCGAUAGAAAGUAAUGAUGAUGAAGGAAUGAAUAAGGAUACAACACAUCAACUUUUACUCUCUGAUGACUAUUUUCAGAAAGAAGAUACAGGCUCAACGAAACAUCGUCGCCAUUCAUCAACUGAUCACUCAUCAGAAGAGAAAGAUUCACACCAUAAGGAUAGAGAAGCUCGUAGACUUGCACGUAAAAUGCAAAAGAAAGCUGAGAAGAAAGCUUUAAAAAAAGCGGCUAAACGAGAGGCGAAAAGAUUAGCAAAAGAAAAACGUGCAGAACGACGUGCUCGUAAAGAAGCUAAGCGUGAAUUAAAACGACUGCAUAAAUUAGAAAAACAACGUUUAGCAGAACAGGAUUGUGCAUCCCUUGAUGAUGAUGAACAAGAAUCGAUUACAAAAAGUUCUGACCCUUGUCAAGAAAAUGCUAGUAAUCAUGAAUGGGGGAAUAUUAGCGAACAAGUCACUUCGAAGGAUAUGGCUGAUCAUUGGUCUCCUGCUCCACUUUCAGAACCUAUUCAAACUGAUGAUGAUUCUUUGGACUUAGCUUCCACUCAACCUAUUCCCAUCCUGUCCGAAGACAGGCAUCGGAGUCCACUCACAGGUCUCGAGCAGUCUGAAGAUAUUGAUUUUCCUGAUCCUGUUUUCCCGACUUAUCAAAAUAACUCUCCUGUUAUGGAAGAGCUUUCAUCUAAGGAUGUCAAUUCUCAAUCACCAACAAAGAAGUAUGCCAAUUGCGAUUCUUUUUCAAGUUGUAAACGACGUGAACUGUCUGAAGAAUGUGAUGAAGAAAAGGAUGAUGAUUCUCAGUCAGAUAGUGUAUUAAAGCAACAAUCAAAUGAUGUUCCACUUCAUAAAAGGCCCAGAACGGAAAUUAAUGAUACUGACACAGCUGAAACCUGUUGCAAAUCAAUUGACCACACAGCAGUCAAUAACGAUGAGUCGAAUGAAAGAGUUUUACAACAAGAAGAAAUCAGGAUACAUGAAUUCGAAGAAACGGAAACCAAAUCUUCUCAUGAAUCCCCUAUUAAUGAACGAAAUACUCCUGAGGCUUCACCUGAAGUGGUUGUCUCGAAAUCUACUACUAGUGCAAAACAUUUGUCAGAUCGAAAGCGUCCUAUGCGUAAAAAGUUGAUUUCUAUUUCAGAUAGUUCAGAUGAAAAUGAUACGAUUCUUCCAGAAAAAAAGUCGAUGAAAGCCAUUUCUGUGUCUUCAAGUGAUUCUGAUUCAGAGAAUGUUCGUCCAUCGAAAAGUGAAAGUAUGAAAACCACUAAACAUCUCAACAAGAAGAGUUCGUCACAAUCCAAGGAAAUUAAUUCCUCCUCAAAACAGCCUGCACUGAACGAAUCGGAUAAGCCUGUCAAAUCCAGGAAACAGAAAUCAAGUCAUCAUGCUGUGAAAGAGAAGAGAAAAGAAAAGCAACCGGAACAGAAAUCGAAUUCUGUGCGUGAAGAAAGGUCGUCUAAUGAUUCAAAUGAUAUCCGUCAAAAAGCAACACUACCUGAUCCAGUCACUCAACUGAAUCAUUGUUGUCGUGAUUUGAAAACCAGUUUAAUUAGAGGACAUGAGAAUUUUGAAUCAGCUGUACAAGUGUUAGUGAAAAUUCGUUCGAUCCCUGUUCGACUUCCACAGUUGGCUGAAGCAUGGAAUCUUAUGGACUGUAUUAAAAAGUGUCGGCGGUAUAAACUUUCAUCCGAAGUUCGUGAAGCUGCCCAGUCAACCUUUCAGCACUUUCUGUCUUUACAAGCUAAUGCUACGAAAGAAGAGCUAUCCCAAGCACAGGCGCUGAUUACAGCCCAUCAAAACCGGGUUCAUUCAGUUCAAGAUCCCACGGUGGUGGGUAGUAAAUCGAAAACGAAUGCUCAACCUACCCAGUCACAGAAUGAUCAGUCAGUUCAUAGUAAUGAAAACUCAGGAACUUUGUCAAAUUCAACUGCACCUUCUACCACAGCUGAUGUGGAAGUGGUGCAAGAACCUGAGAGUUUAACAGCUGAUUUAGAAGCUAAGGUAGACGAUGUGUUAUCCCGAAUUCGUGCUGCUGAAGAACGUAUGGCUGCAGCUGCCUCAAUGACAUCCACACGACCGGAUACAUCCUACAAAUCAUUAUCCAGUCAUACAACAAAUCAGUCUAUAAGAUCCUCAGGUGGUCGGAUAAUUAGAGCUUCAGCUGUGGCGGCUGCUACUGCCCAUAUGCAUGAUGAAGAGGACGAAGAAACUGUUAUGUCAAGAGUUGAACAGGUGGCUGCUUACGAAGCAGCAGCUACCGAAGAACAUUCAAAUUCUAGUAAAAUCAGAUCACCGCCACCACCUCCACCCCUUCCUUUCUAUUCUGCUAAUCCCUCAGACCAGUUUAAAACUAACACUUCUCCAAAUGUUGACUUAGACCUUGAUUCCCGGAUAGAAAUGUUAAUGUCAGCGAAUAACCCACAACAUCACAAGUCAUCGAAAGUAUCGGAUUCUAAAACUGCUGUGGUUAAAUCUGACGCUGCUGUUACUUCGUCACCAAAAGCAAAUAAUGUUGUCCCGUCGUCUCAGUCGUCCAGUCUGUUGCCAGCACUUUUAGCUAAGCGUAAACUGAUAGCUGAUAAACUAGCUGCAACAAAAGCAGCUGGAUCACCAAUUAAACAGUGUCAUCCGGUCACUUCACCUCUUCCAUCACCACCACCAUCAAGUAGCGAGUCGUCUACUGCGGAUAAAGGCUCUUCUUUGCAGUCAGUAACUCCUUCAUCAAAGCUAUUUUGUUCAAAAAUACCAUCAAAAGACGAUGAAUUGUAUGAUUUAUUAGGUGUUUAAGGAGUGUAUAUAUGUGCAUUUUUGGGGAAGUACUACUGUCUCGUUAACAUCUCUUCAUUGACUAUCCAAUGCCGUCUUGAUUUGAUUUCUCAAGUUGACUGGCUAAAAUGUGUACAUUAAUUGGAUCCUGAAAAUUUCCCUAUGUAUUUCAUCAUCAGAGUGAAAAGCAUAAUCAUGGUCUUAUCGUCAAAUGGGAUGGAUGAAAGGAAGUUCCAGUGAUAAACUAUAAUUUAAAAAUGUAAACAUUUAUUUAUAAAAGUUAACUUAUUUACACUUAUUGUAAUAUGUAUACGAAUUCCUAUGCAUCGUGCGAGAGUGUAUAUUUUCAAUCCCUCCUUUUAUGUGCACAGUAGAUUAACACAAAUUUUCUUCGUGGCUCUUAAUGCCUCUGCCGUUAGGAUCAGAUACGUGUAUAUGUAUGUAUGUUAUUAUUAUUACUACCUUUAGCGUUAAUACUAUUAUUAUUAUUAUUAUUAUUAUUAUUCACUCUCAUAUUAAACCAUCCGUUUUAUACAGGUGCUCGUAUUCCAUAUUUAAUACUUGUGCGCUACACUAAACGUGUAUAUGUGUGAAGCAGCAUUGUUGAAUUCGCCAUCUUUCUUUUUUAUCAAACGAAAAAUCUAUUUUUUUACUACCUAUGUGUAUAUUAAUGACAUUGUUGCUUUUAGGUAGUGUACUGCACUGUACUGUGUUUUUGCCACCCUGCUCUGUCCUCUAUGGUUUUACUCCUUUUUAUCUCCUUAUCUCUCAUCUACUCUUCCUGUUAUAUACACAGGCACUAUUCAUAUCUACAUAUUUAGCUCAUGCUGAAAGGUUUGUAACUUGUAGUAAUUAUUUGUUUUUUUUUAAAUUAUCUUAUCGACACCUAUGCUCUCUCCCUCUCUCUCUUUCAAUAGUUUUUUAAAUUACAUGACUAAAAUUACUAUAUCAGAAACCACAAAAAUAUGUAACUAACUAACUAACUACCUUGGUACUUUAUUGUAUUAUGUAAAGCAUACACGCAGCAGCAUAAUGGAGAUAAUAUUUUUCGAUAAAAAGUACUUCAGGCAAGCGUACCUAAUUCAUCUAGUUUAUUUACUUACGGGCUUAUAAUAUGAUAUCUUUUUUCUAUCAGCAUUUUAUUAUUUUAACGGGCUAACAGACUGAAUGAAUGAGUGUAGGGAGCCAGGGAUAUCAGUUUACCUUUUGCAGGUUAGUAUGACAUGUGUGUGUGUAUUCAAAAAUUUUGUCAAUAUAUAUUUCAAAGUUUUACAUCAACUAUUUAAGAGAAGUGUGUAGUCUUACAUAUGCACGCAUGGUAAGUUGAAUCUUCGGGUUAACUGUGUAUUUAUUAUUAUUAUUCCCGUGGGUUCUGAGUGAAACACAAUGCUUCAACAGCACAUCUCCAUUACAUCCUGUCCUCUCCAGUUGUCUUUAGCUGACUCCACGAUUGUUCACAAGUCUUCAUCUCCUUCCUGUCACUCUCGGACGCCUAGCUUGUCGUUUCUCAUUAGGUCGCCAUUUUAGGACUUGACUAGUGCGUACUGUCACCUAACGGUCUCCUCAGCGUGUAUCCAAUUCAUCUCCGUUUUUCGGCAUAUAUACUGUGCUGCAGGUUGCUUGGUUUGUCCGCAGAUUCCUCUGUUGCUUAUCCUGUCUGGCUGGCAAUCUGAUUUUCAGUAUGGAGCAAAGACAGCUGUUGAUAAAAGUCAGCAGGAGUCCGUUGGAAUGCUUUGUUGAUGUGCCAAGUCUGUGAAUCACACAGUGACCAUCUGGAAAUUAGUGUUGAAAAUUCACAUAACAUUCUUGAUGCUAAGUGCAGUAGGUUUCCACACUGUUUUCAGAAUAAUUUUUUUCUUUUUUUGUUUUCCGAUCCUGACUGGCUUUGCCGUCCUACUCCGUACCAAUAGUAGUUAAGACGGUGCUACCGAAAUGAAUGAAUGAAAAAUUCGAAAUCGUUCAAAUUUCUUCCUUUGAUAGUGAUUUGUGCUUGUUGUUAACUUUGUACUCUCAAAAGAAUCAGAUGAGGUUUUUCUAUCUCAUAUUGUAAUCAUAUUCAAGAAUCAUAUUUAUAUGAAUGUAACUUUGCAGUAAAAUCUGUAAAAUACUUUAAUGUUUGAAGUUAUAAAACGUGGGUUCGAUUGUCAGAUUAGAACAUUAUAAGUUGAUGUGGACGAUAUUAAUACAUACAAGACUGAAUGAGACACGAAUCUCAUCACAAAGUAUUAUCGGAAAUACAAAAUAAUGAAAUCCAAAGUGUCUGCAGUGUAUGUUAACAUCCCACUAAACACUAAUCAGUACGAACGAGUAAAAGUAUGAGUUAUAUCAAUAAAUAGUGUAUUCGUUUUGUCUGAUGUUUUAUUUUCGCCAGAGUUAGGAAGUAUUUGGUUGAAGCAAAAAUUUCAAGUAUUAGUUUGCAGGAGUUUGAUUGAUUUUAAAGGCUGAUCAUGGAUUGAUAUCAGUUAGAAAAACACUGAAAACCAGUGCACACUGAACAGUUCUUUCAGAUUAGUUCAGGUCCCUUCAAAAGUGUGCAUUUAUGACCCAGUCACCGUAGAUCAAAUCCAAGUCUUUCGGGUCAAUAGGUGGGCUUGUUGACCAUUCUGCUGCUCAUCAUUUUAUGACUACAGGACAAAGUUGCCUGAAGAUCUCGUGAGAAGUGGCGAGUAGUGAACUCCACCACGUACGGUAUGAGGACAAAUACUCAGGUGACGGUGGAGCUAGAAAUCAGGAAUUGAUAAAAGUUGAAAUUGAUGGGCCAUUGAAUCCCGCCCCAGUGACUGACUGGUCAACAAAUUCGUCCCGUAACUUGAAGUUCCAGGCUUUGGACUCCGGUGCGUUUCCGUGGCUUUGCUGAUGAAGAGCGUCGGACCGGAACGAAACAACUGUCCAGUGCUUCGUGGUUUCCUCUAAUAGAUAUCAAUCUAUGACCAGACUUGAAACUAAGUAGAAAUUGGUAGUCUGAUUUAACCACUUUCCAGUAAGCUUUAUACUAUAGUAAUUGCAUACUUUGCCUCACCAGAUUAUUUGUUCUUAUGUCAUUAUAAAGAAAUAUAAAGUACCAAACCUGACUGAAUAUUUUGAAAAUGUGUCAGUUAACCCCACACUACCUCAGACAACGAAGAACAAUCAGUAUCUUUUGCUUAGUUGGACAGUUAAAAUUUUUCAUUUAAAUUUUAAAUUCUUAGUUGGCAUGCAUGUGUCAAGACUAAGGAAACUAGUUGCGAUAGAACUAUCUGUAAUAGAAUUAAAACUGAAAAAUACUCGUACAAAAAUUACUUUUUGUUUAGUUAUAUGAAUAUAUCUCAAUCGUAGAGUCUGUUUUUCAUGCUACACUCCUUUUUUCUUGUGUAAAUGAAUACAUACUAUAUUAUUUUAAAGUAUUAACGAAUAUUUUAAGGUGUAAAAUAUACAAUUUUUUCAUGGAAUUUUGGUACUUUAUUCAGCAAACAGAUCGGUUUUGCAGGGGAUGAAUUCUAACCUAGUGUGUUCAUUUAAUUUUCAAGCCAACCUAAGGUAUUCGUAGUAUAAACAAAAUAGGGACAUACAUUUUUUAUUCUAUUAGCAGAAGUUUGUUCAUGAAAAUGGUGGUUUACGAAGACAACAAUAAAUGGAAUAAAAUGACUUGAUUACAACAACUGGCUAGAAAAAAAAGUAAUUAUUUAUUCUGAGUUUGUGUGAAUAGUUGAGAAGUUUUGCUAGUUGUGUUAACAACAAAUAAAUUAAUUGGCCAGCGAAAUACAAGAAGAAAGAUUACGCAGUAAUAUGCAAUACAGCAUUAAUGAGUGAUUCGAAACCACUUCAGUGAGUUACAACUAGUGGGUUAAAAUGAUAAUAAUAAUACUAGUAGAAAAACACAGUUGAAUACAUAAUCAUAAUAAGUAAAAUAUUUGAUACCAGGGUGAACCGAGAUUAAUUACAACCUGUUUCUGUUGGUUUUUAUCGCUUGACAGCAAUAGAGUCAAGGAAUCGAAGUCAAGUUGGCUUUCUUUACUCGUUGAUUAUCGUAAUCUCAGUAGGAUACGACCUCCAAGUGUGUUUACAAAUGCAUAUGUACGUGCUAGGGCAAGUACAUUGG